Strongylocentrotus purpuratus (purple sea urchin) is the source of this 2956-nucleotide messenger RNA. RefSeq lists its product as uncharacterized. NCBI's taxonomy places the organism in Eukaryota, Metazoa, Echinodermata, Echinoidea, Camarodonta, Strongylocentrotidae. Bases 703 to 1884 code for a protein of 393 amino acids. The record is from RefSeq and is a predicted model, not a curated record. The transcript is spliced from 2 exons.
CAAAUUACCACCCGCGCACAAUCACCCCCCGGGCAACAGAGCUCGCCGCACAAUCACCACACGGGGAGCAUUAUAUAUUCUGGCCUUUUUCUUUUGAAAUGCCAUUUGUCUGAUACAAGUCAUGUACACAUGUAUUUACGGUGGUGUAAACCCUCAUGCUUGCACUCGCUAGACGCAGAGGUAGAUCAGUAGAACACUACAGUCACGCGCGUUGAUACCAUUGAAAGAAGACUUGCCUACAUGACCUGUGAUCUCUAUUCUCCAGUAUUACACGUAGCUGCCUGUUAUGUACAUGUAGCAGUUUUCCCACUAGAGUCACAGCGCUUGGACUGGAUGCCAUCACUUGUUUAGCGUUCGAGUUUAAAUAUAUACAUGCUUCCAUACGGUGACAGUGUGAGUUCAGUGACUUAAUGCAGAGUAGACAUGUCUUAUCUUUAAAUCGGUCUACUGUUGGUGCUUACUUCAGAUGAGGAAGGAUCUAGCGUAGAGUUUGUGAGUAGUUGAGGAGAGUACUACUGCAUUGCCGUCUAGUUUGUUGUUGAUAUGAGUGGUCGUAUACAGUACUGAUACGGACAACGCUAGACACGUGCGCUGUGUAGUAGAGCGUCCCACUAUCUAAGAUACUCCUCAUUGUACAUACUUCGUAGUAGGUUCAUGCUUAUGUGGUCGGCUGUUGUUUCUUGUUGACAUCUUUGAGGGACGAUGGAGUGGAUAGAUACUGAAAGGGGAGGACUGAAGCUGUUGCUUGAUGGGUUCAUUUACGUGAGGAAGAAGGACCUGGCUAAUGGAUGGGAGAGCUUCGAGUGUGAAUUAAGAAGAAAUCGUAACGAGUGCAAGGCCAGGGUCAAGGUGUUAGGUGCCGACGAAUUCCGAGACAAGACAGAACACAACCAUCCUCCCGACCAUGGUAAAGCCGACGCUUACAAACUAAAGGCUGCGAUGAAGAGAAGGGCAGUCUCAACAGACGAGAGUCCCCAGCAGAUCCUGAUGGCCACCCUGCCCCAGGCGACAGAUGAAGGUGUAAUGGCUCUUCCAGGACCCACCAACAUGCGGAGGAUCAUCAGGAGGCAACGCCAAGACCAUCGGCAUUCCUUGGCGAUGAGGAAUUCAAUGAUCCCUGAAAUUAUGGGAGAUCAGAGACCACCUUUGGAAACAAGAGAAAGUCUGCUGGUACUUCCGGGAAUUGACAGCGUGUGCCAAGAUGAUCAGGAACCCUUGGCGAUUAGGAAUGCAGAGGCCCUUGCAGUUCCCCUUGAAGAUCAGCGAUCAUCUCUGGCUACAGAAGAAGGUCCAAUGGCACCUCUAGGUGUGGUGUGCCAAGACGUAGCGGAAGAUUUAGUGAUUGGGAACUCAGAGGACCUAGGAUAUCCCGGAGACCACAGAUCACCUUUCGAUUUAGACAAGGGUCUGGAGGCACGGCCAGGACUCGACAAUGUUCAGCAAGACGAACAGGAAAUAAUGAUGAUUAGGAAUUCAGAGAACUCAAAUGUGUCUGAAGAUAGGACGCCAUCAACGGCUACAGAAGAAGAUCCGACGGACCUGCCAGGACUCGACAGCAGCAGGAAGCAAGAAAACAAUCCUGAAGCAUUGUCUGCAAUGGGGAACAGUGGCGACCAAGGACUGGGGAACAGUAUUGGUGAAGGACUGGGGAACAGUGGCGGUCAAGGACCAAACGAGAGUUCUGGAAUUGUGAGACGACCGUUCUUUUCUACCUUGCUCAAGCAGAAGCGUUCCUUUGGCCACAGAGCGACCGGCCCACGAGCUAAAGUACCCACCGGCUCCAUGGGAACAGCCCAAACCUUCUGUGACCAAUCCUCCAUUGUCAAUGAACCAGGAGGAACUGGACAUUCCUCAGAAUCUGUGAUCGUGUCAGACUGCACAUAAGACUGCUAGGUUUUUACUGUCUGAAACUGUCUGGAAGUGAUACCCUUCCGGGUGAUUUUGUUGCACAUCAGAAUUGAUGUAUUCUGUGAGGUUUUAAAAUCACCAAAAUGAAGAAGAAAACAAAACCCACAUUGUUACAGUCAUAUGGUUCACAUCAAAAUGUGUAUAUGGGACUACACAAACAUGUGGCAUAAAAGUUUAGUCCUAACACUUUAACUAUUUUCUUAUCCUAUUUCGAAUAUAGAGGCAUUUGAACAACAAUCCUCUCAGGGAACAUCGACAUUCUAUGAUGCUCUUCCACACUUGAUAAUAAUAAUAAUAGUGAACAUUUAUAAUGCGCCAUGUCUGUCAAACAUGAUACUCCUGGCGCAGUUGUGUGGAAAUUGUAUAAUUGUGGGCACCUUUCUUCUGUAGCCUUUAAAUUAGAAUGAAAAUCUCACAAUUUUGUUUUUGCUUUCCCCAAACUGAACCUUCUCUUUGAACGAAAAGUUUAAAUUAUGCAAAUGCGAUCUAAUCCCUGAAGUAUUUUUUUAGGGAGACAGUGGCGUAUCCAUCAAAUGAAAGAGCUGAAGUACAAGCCAGGGUGAUAUUGGAGCUCCUUGACUUGCGUGGUGGAUAUGAGAGCUAUGAUCAUAUCUAAUAAUUAUGAGCCUUAAAAAAAGAUUACACAUAUUUGUUUGUCUUACAAAAUACUUGUAUAUACAUAUAGAAGCAGCAGUAUGGGAAAUAUUUCAAAUUAUCGACCAAGAGAGCAUACCACCUAGAACCGACUUGCAUACGACAUGGGUUUUUUUUUUUAAAAGUCCUGAUUUUUAAAUAAGUCAGUAAAUACUGUAAGGGCCAUUACACAAAGUCCCAAACCCACCACAUUGUCGUCCAUUGUUGAUAUGUAGCGUUUUCCAUGAAUCUUAGGCGUAUAAUACUUCUGUUUAAAUCGUUUUGAGCAUUGAAUGGUUUGUGGUAAUUUAUUUGUUUACAUUUCAAUGUAGUCGAUAAAGUAAGUAAUUGCUUCCACAUGUACCUGAGAAUAAUUCAAUAAAAAAGUUUUAUGAAAAGAAGAAGAUAAAGAAUA